This is a messenger RNA of Triticum turgidum subsp. durum (durum wheat), 372 nucleotides long. Lineage: Eukaryota; Viridiplantae; Streptophyta; Magnoliopsida; Poales; Poaceae. The record is from the annotation of a GenBank genome assembly.
AUGGAAUACACUAUUGUAGUAGCUGAAAUGGUGGAUUCACCUGCUACAUUACAAUACCUCGCUCCUUAUAUGGGAGUAGCCCCGGCUGAGUAUUUUAUGUACCGCGAAUGGCAUACUUUAAUAAUUUAUGAUGAUAUCUCCAAAGAGGCACAAGCUUAUCGCCAAAUGUCCCUUCUAUUAAGAAGACCUCCCGGUCGUGAGGCUUAUCUAGGGGAUGUUUUUUAUUUGCAUUCACGCCUUUUAGAAAGAGCCGCGAAAUUAAAUUCUCUUUUAUGCGAAGGAAGUAUGAACGCUUUACCAAUAGUUGAGACUCAAUCUGGAGACAUUUCCGCCUAUAUUCCUACUAAUGUAAUCUCCAUUACAGAUGGAUAA